Messenger RNA from Patiria miniata (bat star), 1697 nucleotides. RefSeq names its product IgGFc-binding protein-like. The record is from RefSeq and is a predicted model, not a curated record. NCBI's taxonomy places the organism in Eukaryota, Metazoa, Echinodermata, Asteroidea, Valvatida, Asterinidae. The transcript has 2 exons. Bases 96 to 1697 code for a protein of 533 amino acids.
UAAGUUGCCUCACAUAAGUUCAUAUGUCUAGCUGGGCUGGUCAGAAUUCAUUUUAGUGUGAGGCUCACUUUGAAGUAGUUGAUGAUUACUGCAACAUGGAUGUCCUUAGCCAACAACGGAUGAAAACAAUGCUUCUAAUGAUUGUGUGUCUCUCUGGCCUACAUGUGAUAACUGGUACACCAGGGAACCAGUUCAUCGUUGGUUUCAUGGAGAAUGUUGAGUCUAAGUUUCCUCCCAAGCUUGUGAUUGGUGGAAAUCCACACACGUCAUCAAACGUCACAGUCACGUGUCCUGGGCUGAAUUUUAGCCAAUCGUUUGAAGUUUUAAAACUGGAAGCGGUGCGUGUGGAGAUUCCCACGGAAGCAGUGAACAUUGGUACCGAUCACUACAAGAACGGAAUACUGAUUGAUUCAUCAGCCGAUAUUACCGUGUAUGGAUUGAACACGGCGAGUGCAAAUUCCAUGGAUGGAUUCACCGCAUUACCAACAAGAUAUCUGGGCGUGGAAUACCAAGUGAUAUCAACAAAUGUGUCAAAUUUGUUACCAUCCGAUCAAAGGUGGAGCGAGUUUCUUAUUAUUGGAGUGUUUGACAAUACAACAGUUGAAGUGCUGUUGAUGGCGCCAACAUUUUAUCAAAAUGUAAGUUACAACAUCGGUGAAACUCUGAAAAUAAGAGUGUCUCGUUUAGAGACAAUACAACUACAGAGCCAACGAGAUCUGACGGGAACACGCGUGAUUUCAAGCCGGCCAAUUGCUGUGAUGUCCGGCAGCAAGUGCGCCAAUAUCCCAGUCGACAUCGAGGCAUGUGAUCAUUUAGUGGAGUUCAUACCUCCAACCAACAGACUGGGCAGAGAGUUUAUCCUUCCGACCUUCCUCUCCAGAAUGGCCGGGGAUCAGUUUAGACUGAUUGGAUUCGAACCACAGACCGCCGUAACAAUCGCAGCGCCUAGCAUCGGUAAUUUUACUGUACAACUGGGUGCGGGCGAGUUCUACACCUUCGAACUGCACUCACUGGAGAGUGGUUACGUCACUAGUUCUCGACCAAUCAUUGUGGCCCAAUAUUCACAGGGAGCGUUCGCUGAUGGCGGGGUCAAAGGUGACCCUACUAUGCUCCUUGUAACACCCAUUAACCAAUGGCUACGAGCCGGCGACUCGGCAGUGGUUUUCUCAACGUAUGACGUCACUGCCGAUGGGCUCAAACCCGUUCAAAGCUACGUUACCGUGACGUCACGCUGUUCAUUUACUGAGGACAUCAUCGUUGACGGUAGACCACUUUCCGUACCUAAGGAGUUAGUGACGGUGCAUCCUUCUCGCGGUGAGGUUGUCGAUUUCUGUGUGAUGCGCUCCCCGUUGCGUCCGGGGGUGCACGUUAUUUCAGCAGUGAAUUCUGAUGCGGCCUUUGCCGCUUAUGUUUACGGAUUUGGACAACACAUUGCUUACGCUUUUCCUCUAGGAAUAAGCGGACAACCGUUGUCGGAUACAGCACCACCAAAUGCCACAACCUACAGACCCAAUCAGGAACGCAACACGGUGUGUUUGGGGGCAAACACCACGCACUGGACCGUCAUAAGCAUCUUGAUCUUUGCUGUGUGCGUUCUCAUUAUCUGCUCCUUGGUGUUAUGGAGAAAACUCAAGGCGAUUACUGUAGUGAUGCCAAUGCGUACCGACAAGCCCCGUCCCAUUGAUUCGAAUAAAUAA